Gasterosteus aculeatus aculeatus (three-spined stickleback) is the source of this 2733-nucleotide messenger RNA. It is a transcript of the gene chrnb1, whose product is annotated as cholinergic receptor, nicotinic, beta 1 (muscle). Lineage: Eukaryota; Metazoa; Chordata; Actinopteri; Perciformes; Gasterosteidae. Gene Ontology annotation, cellular component: postsynaptic membrane. The record is from RefSeq and is a predicted model, not a curated record. Gene Ontology annotation, molecular function: acetylcholine-gated monoatomic cation-selective channel activity; transmembrane signaling receptor activity. Gene Ontology annotation, biological process: monoatomic ion transmembrane transport.
AUGAGGAGCCCGGAUGUGUUCCUGCUGGCAUGUUGCGUUGGCACCCUGUGCUUACUGGGAGGUGCGUCUGACAUGGAGAAGACUCUGCUGAAGAAGCUCUUUACAGACUACAACCUGAAGGUGCGGCCAGCAUCCAGCCCUGAGGAGAGGGUGGUGGUCCGUGUGGGUAUGGUCCUGUCCUCCUUCGUUGGACUGAACAUGAAAAAUGAAGAAAUGAGCACCAUUGUUGUCAUGAAUCUGGAGUGGACGGAUCAUCGGUUGUCAUGGAAACGCGAGGAGUACGAUGGCAUUGAGGUGAUGCGUAUCCCCGCCGGGAAAGUUUGGCUGCCUGACAUAGUCCUCAUAAAUAAUAAUGACGGGGUGUUUGAUGUGGCACUGCAUGUCCACGUCCAGGCUUAUAGUAAUGGCAGAGUAACCUGGACCCCCCCAGCACUCUACUGCAGCUCUUGUGGAGUUAAGGUAACAUACUUCCCGUUUGACUGGCAGAACUGCACCAUGCAGUUCCAAUCUUACACGUACGACUCGACAGAGAUCGACGUGCAGUAUGCACUGGACUCGAAGAGAAACGAGAUCAGGGAGAUCCAACUGGACGAGGCUUACACUGAGGGCGGCGAGUGGACCAUCAAACACAAGCCGUGCAGGAAGAACAUGAACGAUGAUCAAUAUGAAGUCAUGACCUUCUACCUCAUCAUAGAGAGGAAGCCCCUUUACUACGUCUUGAACAUCAUUCUCCCCUGCAUCCUCAUCACCAUCAUCGCCAUCUUUAACUUCUACCUGCCUCCGGACGCAGGAGAAAAGAUGGGUCUGUCAAUCAACGUGUUGCUCACCCUGACCGUGUUCCUUCUGCUGCUGGCCGAUAAGAUCCCAGAGACGUCGCUGGGGGUCCCCAUCAUCGUCAACUACAUAAUGUUCACCAUGAUCCUGGUCACAUUUUCUGUCAUCCUCAGCGUGGUCGUCCUAAACCUGCACCAUCGCUCACCCAGCACCCACAUGAUGCCCAUGUGGGUCCGAAAGAUCUUCAUCCACCUGCUGCCUCCUUACCUGUACAUGCUGAGGCCAAAAGUUGAGACUCCCUUGUCCCUGGAGUUCAUGCCCCGUCGAGAGAAAAAGGUGUUCACCAUCAGCAAGGCGGAUGAGUACUUCAUCCGUAAGCCCGACUCCUCCAUCUUGUUCCCGAAGCCCAACAGGUUCCACCCGGAGGGCAUGUGUACGGAUCUGAGGAAGUACAUUGACGGCCCCAGCAGCUACCUCACGCUACCCGACGAGCUGAAGUCAGCCAUUGAAGCCAUCACCUUCAUCGCCGAGGCCUUGCAGGCAGAGAAGGACUUCGAGGCGCUGAGAGAGGACUGGCAGUAUGUAGCCAUGGUGGUGGACCGCAUGUUCCUCUGGAUCUUCGUCAUCUUCACCACUGUGGGAACCUUGGCCAUCUUUGCUGAUGCUAGCUUCCACCGCACACCCACCGAUCCCUUCAAAGCCCCCUGAAGCAGUGGGGCAUUUGUGCUUCUAGAGCUGUACACAACCCUGAUUCCCCACCAAUUCCCCACCAACCGGGAAGUUGAUUCACUGUAUUCAACUACCAAAUGGUCCCCUGGGUGUAGUUCUGCAUAAGCCAACAAUUUCCAAACCCCAAACUUUAGAGCAGGCUAGAAACUAGACCCUCCCCACCCCCCCUUUAACCUUGGAGGAUGGCUUGUUGUUUGACCUUUUUUUAUUGUAUCCUAUCCUUUUCUUUGCAUUCAACCUGAAUUUCUAACCAGCAGCGACCUCUGGUUGUGAAGGGGAAGCAUUCUUUACAUAGACGUCUAUGAGAAAAGCACCAUUCACUUAAUUUAUUGCACCAGGAAACAUGAGUUUAUGAUCUCCAUCCCUCUUUUCUAUUCCCCAUGUUCAUUCAGUAUAUUAUGUUCCAUUUAUAAACAAAUAGACUGUAAAGUUUACUGUGUCUAGACAUAUGUAUACGGAAUGCUUUAGGGCGUAGCUACCAUGCGAUUCGCAGGUCAACACAGACGAAAGGCGGGUGACUGCGUCCUUUUUGGACAGCCUAGGAAUUGUGAGUAAAUAGAAUAAAUAAUAAAUAAAUGAAUGAACACCUUGAGGAUUUGCUCAGUAGCUUCUCUGCCUCAUUUCUUAAUAUUAUCACUCUUAUUUCGUAAAUCCUCUAUCAAAGUAAAUCCAAACUGCAGUAUGUGUACAAAGUAAUUGCAACAUGCUAACCAAGUCGAUGUCGGUGCACCUGGAAUGUGUGUAGAUCCCAGCUACUUGUGUGUGGAUUUGUGUCUUUGCUACAGUAGGAAUCUUGGUCCGAGCGUGGAUCCAGAGUUGGAUCUUCAUGCAGGGUGUUCACACAUAAACACCAAGACCAACCAGAUGCUUUAAUGAGCAGGCUGUAUGCCUUUCAUUUCCCUCUGUCAGAAUGUGCCGGAGCGCGGCACAUGCUUUCUGUAUAUUUCUGCAGCCAUAGUAAUCCUCUUUGUAUUUUCGGCACAGACGUGUGUGCAUGAGUGUGCGUUUGCAUGGAGGCUAUUCUCAUGUCGGAGUUCACCAGCUGCACCAAUAGCUGCUGGAAUUCCCAUUAUAUAGGAGACCUGCAUCUCUCAGUCUCUCGCCUUCUCAGACACACACGCCAUGUGGCCUUUUUUAAUCCCACACGACAUAAACAUAAACCUGCCCUUUGAAUCUUUUGUCUCAUUUAGUCUCUGUUUGUUUUUUAAAUAAAGAUCUGAAGAGAAGGUA